Aspergillus caelatus is the source of this 1251-nucleotide messenger RNA. Its product is annotated as hemerythrin HHE cation binding domain-containing protein. The record is from RefSeq and is a predicted model, not a curated record. Bases 427 to 1005 code for a protein of 192 amino acids. The transcript is spliced from 3 exons. NCBI's taxonomy places the organism in Eukaryota, Fungi, Ascomycota, Eurotiomycetes, Eurotiales, Aspergillaceae.
GCAAGUUCCAUGGUUUCUUCAUCGCUCGGCACUAGUAUCAAACCCUAAAUUUUUAGCCCAAACAGCCCUGCAGAGGAUCCAUCCAUUACAAGGCCCGUCGAUUAAAAAUCCAGGCAAAACGACUGGACACUGGGCCCAUAAAGGUUGUAUGACAAACAAACACUUGUUAUUGGACGCGAUGGUUCUGGUGAACCUCGAACUCUGCAGCUGUGGUGUCGACUAUUGGGACCUGGAGCAAGCUGUGUGACCUAAGUAGAAAAUGACGAGGAAACGGCUCAUACACCUGUAAUGGUGGCUUCUGGGAUAUAAGGGUCUGAAAGACCUGCUCUGGAACUAUGGUUAUUUCAUACAAGAGCUACUCGCAAUCAUCUUAAUUCCGUCGUACUUUAUAAUCACCGACAUACAGUUUAUCGAUCAAUAACCAACAUGGCGCCACGUGUUAGCGAUGCGAUCAAGGAGGAUCACCGUGAACUCGAACAAUACUAUGAUCGUAUCACUCAAUCGACUGACCAGGACGAGCAGACGAGGUAUCAGAACCUGUUCACCUGGGAACUAGCUCGUCAUUCCAUCGGAGAGGAGCUCGUAAUCUAUCCAGCAAUGGAGGAACAUGUCGCCAAUGGUAAAGCUCUGGCAGAGAAGGAUCGUAGGGAGCACCAGAGCGUCAAGGAACAAUUGAAGAAGUUUCAGAAUCUUAAGGCUUCAGAUGCAGACUUCAUCCCGACUAUCGAGGCUCUGAUGAAGGAUCUCGCGCCGCAUAUCAAAGAAGAGGAAACAACCGAUUUACCAGCUUUAGAGGAGGCCCUGUCCCCAGAAGACAGCGAAAAGCUUUCCAAGUCCUUUGGUCGAACCAAGAUGUUUGUGCCUUCUCGUUCUCACCCGAGUGCUCCGAGUAAGCCACCAUAUGAGACGGCUGUGGGCCUUCUUACAGCUCCCAUUGAUCACCUGGCGGAUCUUUUCCGCAAGUGGCCUGAUACCUCUACCAUGCCUAACCCGUCUACCGAGUGAAUCUUUUGUCCUUCAGUGAAAUUGUAAUGGGGGAAGCAACGUUUAGGGGCCGGCAAAAUAUAUGGUUCUGGGUAGCGGUGUAUGUAUUUGAAUAUCUUAAUGUAUAGUCGUCAUUUAAUGUUUUGUUGAGUUUGGUGUGUCUGAUUAUGUAUUGCGAAUUAUGAGAAAUGUUCUCUUUCCUUACCUUUUGACAGCGCUUUCGAAAUCAUGUAUGGUGCCAACAACAAAAUUAACGUUACUGGAAAC